AUGAAAGCAGCUGUCAUCACAGGUUUCACACAACCUCUCGAGAUCAAGCAGGUGGAAAUCCCUAAACCGAAGAACAAAGAGAUUUUAGUGAAAAAUAUCGCUUGCGGUGUUUGUCAUUCCGAUUUACAUAUUACUAAAGGAGAUUGGGAUGAGAAAUGUUCUCUUCCUCGUAUCCCAGGCCAUGAAGGCAUUGGUGAAAUUAUUGAAUUAGGCUCGCAAGUCGAUAAUCAUCUACAAAUACGAGAUAUUGUGGGUAUUCCAUGGACUUACUCGACUUGUCUUAAAUGCGAGUAUUGUUUAUCGGGUCAAGAAGCAUUGUGCGAACAAUUGAUGGGUACUGGAUUCUCGUAUGAUGGUUGUCUUGCUGAAUAUACACUGAUGGAUAGUGAUUUUGUUGUCAAACUACCUGAUGGAAUGGAUCCUUAUACAUCAGCACCACUCUUUUGUGCUGGUGUGACUGUAUACAAAGCAUUGAAAAUGUCUGGGGUUCCACCAAACGAAUGGGUAUCGAUCGUUGGAGUAGGCGGUCUCGGAUCUGUGGCCAUUAAAUACGCUGUUGCUAUGGGAAUGAAAGUUCUGGCUGUUGUAGCUCCAAACGAUCAAAACGCGGUGAAUCUAUCAAAAGAAAUGGGAGCCAGUGAAGUCUAUGAUGGUCCGAGUGAUCAACAUAGUCAAUGGGUUCAAGACAAAUUGCGUGGAGUGCAAGCAGCUAUUGUCACUGUUCCGCUUAUUCAAGCUUACGAUGAAGCAUAUAAGUCAGUCAAACGUGGUGGUCGCAUUGUAGCUGUAGGUUUACCUAAUGGAACGAUGUCCAUACCAAUUAUAGAUUGUGUUUGUCGAGGAAUUCAAUUGAUUGGUUCAAUGGUUGGUUCACGAGAAGACUUGAAAGAAGCUUUAGCGAUGGCCAAAGCACAUAAGAUUUCGUGUAAAAUUCAAAAGCGUAAACUAGAAGAUAUUAAUCAAGUUUUCGAGGACAUGAUCAAUUAUAGGAUCAAUGGCAGGGUUGUCAUUGAUUUUACUUUGAAAUAA
Molecule: messenger RNA, 1029 nt
Organism: Adineta ricciae
Lineage: Eukaryota; Metazoa; Rotifera; Eurotatoria; Adinetida; Adinetidae
Source: the annotation of a GenBank genome assembly